AUGUCCGUACCUUUAGACUAUACGAUCAAAGAUUUAACAGUGAAAAGCCAAGUUCUGUGCACUUACGAUCACGAAAUCGACAUCCAUUUUGUAUUCUCGGCGGAAGUGAUCAUAACGAAGAGAGGCUUCAAGUAUUUGUUAGUCAAUGGAUACACAUACUGUAGGAAUGUUGUGUCGGAGAAUAAAAUAAGAUGGCGCUGCUCUGACAGGAAGUGUUCCGCCAGAGUUCAUACGGUGGAAGGAAAACCACCUUGCGCAAAUCGUCACUCCAUCGUGCCUGAGGACGCGGUCUCCACUCCAGAACUCGUCUACCCCAACGGUUAUCGGUUCUUCAGCAAAUAUGGCCAGGCCAAAAGGAUGACUGCAAAUGCUCGUAUUUAUCACACAAACAUCUGCCCCCACCGGGAUUCGAACCCGGGACCUCUUGAGUCGGCGACACCAUUAAACCCAGCGUAUAAACCACUCGGCCAAGGAGCGGAAGAGAUCACAACGAAGAGAGGCUUCAAGAUUUUGUUAAUUAAUGGAUACACAUACUGUAGGAAAAAUGUGUCGGAAAAUAAAAUUAGAUGGCGCUGCUCCGACAGGAAGUGUUCCGCCAGAGUUCAUACGGUGGAAGGGAAAGUGACACUCCUUAUGGAAAACCAUAAUCACCCAAAGAAAUUCAGAGAAAAUGCGUGUCGCAUAUCCCGCCGCCUGCGGCGAGGUUAUGUGGGGCUCUCGUCCGUGGACUCAUCUAAUGUAGGACUACUCGAUGAGUCCUCGGAGUCCUACCCACUGAAAACUCAACGGCACAUCCCCGGUUCUGAGUUACCGGGCCACCUGUUGGAAAGACCUUCUGGUCCCUCUCGGGCGGAAAAAGCUCAGGAGCGUGAAGCCUUUCCUCAAACAGGUGAUACCGGGAUCCGCCGAACUAAUGCAUUGUAUAUAUGCGUAACUCUUGUUUUGAUUAGCAAGACUAAUACUUUGUCCGAGGUAGCGCCGCUUCACAAGCCGCACCAGCUCUAUUGUUGGUUCCAUAUAGAUGGGAAGGGGCUGGUGUGUCUGAACAGGUUGCAUCCCAUACCAGCACCCGGACCAUCUUCCAUGGAAUCAAGCUCAUACCGUCCGGUCUCUUGCCAUCGUCUCUUGCAAUACCAGUCAGCUCAAGUAGACUUGGCACUUUGGCACAUUGACGGUGGCAAGGGACCAGCGUAUGAUAUCGUUAAGGAACUCCAAGCCGUAAAGAGGUUGCGAUUCGGGCAUUAUGAUCAAAUUAUUUAUUUACAAAACCAUAAUGAUAAUAAUGAGCAACCUGGGAAUGAUAUUUUAUGUAACUCAAAUGAGCCGACUCAGUCUCAGGCUACAUCACCGACGGUCAUUCACGACGCGAUCGGUGCCGACGAACUACACCAGGAGGGAGAGGAAGUCGGAGAUUCUCGAGCAAUACGGUCACGCGCGGACACGACACCUGCUCACGAUGGCGACCAGUCGGUACGGGUCUCUCCAUUAGCUUCACCCUCCAGAGUGACGAUAACUCGAGGCGUGCGACUUCCUAUGCUGAGCGAUGACGAUGAUGGGGCCUGUGAGCCUAGCCCACCAUCGUCGACCCCCUCCAAAGUGACGAUGACACGAGGAGGUCGGCACCGUAUACGCUCCGAUAGUGCUGACAACUUUUAUGAGGCUGAAUAUUGGUCUUUAUAA
Molecule: messenger RNA, 1680 nt
Organism: Chilo suppressalis (striped riceborer)
Lineage: Eukaryota; Metazoa; Arthropoda; Insecta; Lepidoptera; Crambidae
Source: the annotation of a GenBank genome assembly